This is a messenger RNA of Eimeria necatrix, 2658 nucleotides long. RefSeq names its product DNA mismatch repair protein, putative. The record is from RefSeq and is a predicted model, not a curated record. Bases 1 to 2658 code for a protein of 885 amino acids. Gene Ontology annotation, molecular function: ATP-dependent DNA damage sensor activity; ATP binding; mismatched DNA binding. Gene Ontology annotation, cellular component: MutSalpha complex; nucleus. Gene Ontology annotation, biological process: mismatch repair; mitotic recombination. Lineage: Eukaryota; Apicomplexa; Conoidasida; Eucoccidiorida; Eimeriidae. The transcript is spliced from 12 exons.
AUGCAGCCUUACCCCUGCUCUUCUGACAGUCCCACAGGCCCCCCUAUGUCUGGGGGGCCAGCAGGUCCUGGGGGACUCAGCGGUGCCGUUGGGUUUGAUGGCGCUGGCGAUGAGGGCCUCAAUGACAACUGCGCUGACGCCGUGAUGUGCGCCGUGAGCGCCAAGAACGACAGUGUAGGCCACGGGCUGCGCCUUGGGCUGGCGGUGUUUGACCCUCGGCGGCCAUCGCUACGUGUGGCGGAGAUUGUCAGCGAUGAGCACUUGACGGCGCUGGAGGCGGUGCUCAUGCAAGUUGGCGCUAUGUCUGUAUUGGCUCCUGCGGGCGACGGCGCAGCCUGGCUGCGGCGACUGCCCUAUGUGGUGCAUGCAGUUGGGGCGGAACUGGUAGAGGCGAAGAGAAGUCUUUUUUCGACGGCAAAUCUGACACAAGACAUUUCGUACCUUUUGCCUGCUGCUGCCCUAAAGCCAGCAGCUGCCAAAGAGCUUCGCCUAGAGAUUGCCUGCUCUGCCUUAGCAGCACUUAUAUCUUACUGGAGCCUGGCGUCUGACGAGACUCUGUGCCACUCGUGCAUCCUGGAAACGUAUCCGAUCUCGUCCUUCCUGAACGUUGAUGCUGCUGCUGCUGUUGCGCUGCAUCUGCUGCCACAGCAGCCACAGCAGCAGCGGCUGCAGCCGCAAAUUCUUCCCUGCAGUACUAAAUACGGGGAGGCGCACGCAGCAGCAAAGGACAGAAUAAGCGCUGCUGCUGCAGCCGCAGCAGGUGGUUCAGCUGCCACCACAUCAGUGUUCAGCUUGUUCUCCCGCCGUUGUUGCUCGUCUUUGGGCGUCCGACGCCUCCACAUUUUUAUUUCCCAACCCCUUGUCGAUGCUGAAGAAAUAGUAAGGAGACAUGACCUGGUGGAAGCGUUCAUGCAGGAGGUCUUUCGACGGGAGGUAUUUCAACGCCACUUCAAGCACGUGUCAGACGUCGACAAACUCGCCACGAAGCUGCACAGAAUUCAUGCGGCAACGCAAGCAGCAAAAGAGACGGGAGGCAAACGGACGCCGCGGUUAGGCGUGGGUCUGGGGGAUCUCGUGAAGCUCUACGACUGCGUUGUGGAAUGCAACAGUUUGCUUGGCCCCCUAGGAGAGUACAGCGGGCCUUGCAGCUCCACAGUUCGUUCUUAUCUUUAUACAAAGCUUCAUUCCACAAUUUCGUCAUUUUCUUCAUUUAUCAAGCUGGUGGAACACUCUAUCGACCUUGAAGAGGCCAAGAGAGGCACAUAUAUAAUAGACAGUCGAUUUGACCCCCGCAUGGGCGAACUACUACAGCAGCGCAACUUGCUGCUGAUGCAGCUGCAGCAGGAAAGGCAGAGGGCUGAAGAAGUAUUGGAUAUCCCAAAGCGAAGAGAUGGAGAUGCAGUCAAACUCAUAGAAGACCCCACUCUAGGAUUUGCCCUAAGAGUGGUAAAGAGAGAUCAGCAAGCCGUUUUAAGCCGCAAGAAAGAAUUCCAGCAGAUUCGGUUGAACAAGAACGAGCUGCUCUUCUCUACCAAUCGGCUGCGGGCUCUAGCCUCAAGACACAAAGACACAUGCGACGAAUACCAGCAGCUGCAAUCAGCACUAGUUGACAAAGCAAUACAGGUCGCGUCUACUUACUGGCCAUUAGCAGAACAGCUGGCGGAUCUCUUAGGCACAAUUGAUGUAUUGGGCGCCUUUGCUGCGGUUGCUCUGACAGCGCCUAUUCCUUAUGUUAGGCCUCACAUAGAGCCUGAGGGCGGCGUCUUGAGGCUGGAAAGCUGCCGCCACGCCCUGCUAGAGGUGCAGGGCCUAGGGGGUUCCAUCAUCGCAAACGACUGCUUUAUGGAUUCGGAGUCUUCCCGUUUGCACUUGAUUACAGGACCCAACAUGGGAGGAAAGUCUACCUACAUAAGGCAGGUGGCGCUAUGCGUGUUGCUAGCGCAGAUCGGCAGCUUUGUGCCUUGCAAAAGCUGCACCAUGCCGGUUUUCAGACAAAUCAUGUGCAGAGUGGGAGCGUCAGACCUCCAGCUGCGGGGCGUCAGCACAUUUCUUGCAGAGAUGGUCGAGGCCACAGCCAUUCUCAAAAAUGCGGGGCCUCAAAGCCUCGUCAUUGUCGAUGAACUGGGAAGAGGGACGUCUACCUAUGAAGGUUUCGGACUUGCCUGGGCCGUAGCCAAGGAUUUGGCUGAGCGAGCUCGCAGCUUCACUUUAUUUGCGACUCAUUUUUUGGAGUUGGCAUCUUUGGAGGGUGAGGUGGCUGGGGUCCGCAAUUACCACGUGAAGGCAGCAGUUUGUAAGGAAAAGAAACAAAUAACAUUUUUGUAUGACGUCAACGAGGGCCACGCAGACCAGUCCUACGGUGUUCAAGUAGCGCAGUUCGCGGGGCUCCCAGAGGCGAUCACAACUAGGGCAGCAGCAAUGAGCCAGCACUUGGAAUGUGCGGAAAAGAGGGAGAAAAGAAGAAGCAAGGGAAUUUUAGAUGAGGCAGAUCGAGACAGAGAUGGGGCGCUGAAGAAACUCAGGGCCGUGGUCAAACACGCGUUUGCCGCUGAGACACCACAGCAGUUUUUGCAGAGAGUCAAAGACAGUGCAGACGAACUAAGGGAAGGACUUAAAGAAGUACAAAGACAAACGCAGCUGCAAGUUGCAGCUGCCUAG